CAGGCAGUGCCAGCAUUGUCAGAUCGUAUUUCGGCACAUUUCAAUAAAAACACUUUGAGGCAUUUCAGGAAAUCAGUAAAAUUAUUGGCUAUUCACCAGAGACUCUUCAGCAAUGGCAGACCCAAAUGAAUAUGGCCGUCACAGGCAAACCAUUGUGGACAUAGCCGAGGAGCUAGAACAAACUCAUCUGGCACGCGUCCCCCAAGUCCUGAAAAAGUUGGAACAAAUUCGUCAACCCGAGGACGAAAUGCGACAGGCUGCAGGCAUGCGGCUGAGUAAAAAGUAUGACUCUGGCGUCUAGGAACUAAAUCAACCAAAAAUUUUCACGUCACAAACGUAACGAGCGACACCUGCCAAGGUGUUGGCCUGGCAAUUAAUAACUAAACUUUUCACAUUCACGUGCUCGAGCAAAGCAAACAAAGCCAUUUGAAGCCAAAAAGGAAAAGGAUAAAGGCGACGGCAGGAGCGACGGCACGCCGGCACGCAAGGCAGGCUGUGGAGGGUUCGGUUCUAAAACACAAACAAAUUGUGACAAAGUUGCGGAAAUUUAAUUAAAAUCAAAUACAACUAAAACUCGCCCCGUCA
Drosophila ananassae is the source of this 585-nucleotide messenger RNA. RefSeq lists its product as uncharacterized. The coding region runs from base 113 to 301 and encodes 62 amino acids. NCBI's taxonomy places the organism in Eukaryota, Metazoa, Arthropoda, Insecta, Diptera, Drosophilidae. The record is from RefSeq and is a predicted model, not a curated record. The transcript has 2 exons.